Messenger RNA from Linum tenue, 3143 nucleotides. The record is from the annotation of a GenBank genome assembly. NCBI's taxonomy places the organism in Eukaryota, Viridiplantae, Streptophyta, Magnoliopsida, Malpighiales, Linaceae.
CUCGAGUAUUGUGGAUUGGACUAUCCGCCCUCGCGCUCCCACUUAAACUAAACCCUCGCAAAAUCCCAUUCUCUAGUCUCUAGUGUCUACCCGCCCGCCUACAAAACCAGCAAAAGCAGCACAAAUGCCCCAAUGUCUCGCCAAUCUGCGCCUGCUCUUCUUCUCCCGUCUCAAACCUUCUCCUCUCUUUCUUUCUAUUCCUUCUAACCUUCGCCACCGCUCUUUCCUCCCCAUCCUUUCUUCUUCUUCCUCACAUUCUCGACGGCAGCGUUCUUCUUCUACCCCGCCCAACCGUCGCCAGCAGCAGCCCUCCAGUUUCAGAAGCAGAGGGAAGAGCACGUUAGGUGAUAAGGGCAGAGGAAAUCGGGAGGAAGGGGGAGGAGCUUCAAUGGGGGAUAACGGCCGUGGUGGUGGUAAUUUUGCAGGGUUCAAUAAGAAAAGGGCUGAGGGUAGAGAUGAAAGUGACAGGGCUAGGAAGAAUCUCCACUUGAAAGUCCGGAGGCUAAACCCUACCAACACUAUCUCUUAUGUACAGAUUCUUGGAACAGGAAUGGACACUCAGGAUACUUCGCCUUCGGUGUUGCUCUUCUUUGACAAGCAAAGAUUCAUUUUUAAUGCUGGGGAGGGAUUGCAACGAUUCUGUACAGAGCAUAAGAUUAAGCUAUCAAAGAUCGAUCAUAUAUUUCUUUCCCGUGUCUGCUCCGAAACAGCUGGUGGAAUUCCAGGACUGUUGUUAACUUUGGCUGGCAUUGGAGAUGAGGGAAUGUCAGUCAAUGUAUGGGGUCCUUCAAAUCUAAAGUACCUGGUAGACGCAAUGAAGUCUUUCAUCCCACAUGCCGCAAUGGUCCACACAAGAAGUUUCGGUCCAGAUGCACCUUCUCAUUUGGACGCAAGCAAAUCAAUGGACCCUAUUGUGCUUGUAGAUGAUGAAGUCGUCAAAAUAUCAGCACUCUUACUCCGACCAAGAUGUUCGCCAGGAGUAUCUGAAGUAAAACCGGGCGAUAUGUCGGUUAUAUAUCUCUGUGAACUGCCCGAGAUUAUGGGCAAGUUUGACCCAGGAAAGGCCAAGGCCCUCGGUUUGAGACCUGGGCCAAAAUACAGCGAACUACAAUCCGGGAAAUCAGUAAUGUCUGAUCGGGACAACGUCAUGGUCCAUCCGAGUGAUGUCAUGGGACCUCGUGUGCCAGGUCCCAUUGUGUUCCUUGUCGAUUGCCCGACAGAGGGUCAUGUAUAUGAUCUGUUAUCGACAUCGUCUCUUGAUAGUUAUUGCUCUGGUAAUUCGCCUGAGGAGGAUAAGACAGUCAACUGUAUCGUCCAUUUGAGCCCUUCCUCAGUGAUAGGCAGUCCCAGUUAUCAGAAGUGGAUGGAGAAGUUCAGCACAGCACAACAUAUUAUUGCUGGCCACCAAACGAGAAAUGUGGAAAUUCCUAUUCUGAAGUCCAGUGCCAGAAUCGCAGCACGGCUCAAUUACUUGUGCCCUCAGUUCUUUCCUGCCCCAGGAUUCUGGUCACUGCAUCCACUAACAUUAGACUCUUCAGGCAAGGAUGUUCCAUCCAUGGCAGACAAAAGUAUAUCUGCUGAAAAUCUCCUCAAGUUCACUCUGCGUCCACAUGUCCAACUCGGAUUGGACAAGGCUAACAUUCCAACUCAUCGAACCUCAUCAGAAACCAUAAGCGAGUUAAUCACAGAGAUCCCUGAAAUCGUGGAUGCAGCGAAACACGUAAGCGAGUUCUUUGACAAACCUCAACGAACUGGCUCUGAUAUGUUGCAAGACAAUAACAGCAGCAAUUUGACAGAAGAACCUUGGUUGGAAGAAGAAGAAGAAGAAGAAGAAGAAGAAGAAGAAGAGAAAAGAACAACACCGAGUUGCUUAGACAAUGUAAGGAGAGACGACAUGGAGAUCGUUCUUCUAGGGACCGGUUCAUCGCAGCCAUCAAAGUACCGCAAUGUCAGCUCUGUCUACAUCAACCUGUAUUCCAAAGGAAGUCUGUUGUUAGAUUGCGGUGAAGGAACACUUGGACAGUUGAAGAGAAGGUACGGCGUGGAGGGUGCUGAUGAUGCUGUGAGAAAGCUGAGCUGUGUCUGGAUUUCUCAUAUCCAUGCCGAUCACCAUACUGGGUUAGCCAGAAUCCUUGCUCUGAGACGAGAGCUUUUAAAGGGAACUGCUCAUGAGCCAUUGAUCGUUGUUGGGCCAAGUCAGCUCAAGAGGUUUCUAGAUGCUUAUCAAAAACUGGAAGACUUGGACAUGGAGUUUCUCGAUUGUAGAAGCACGACAACAGGCUCUUGGGAUGAUUUUGUGAGCAACGGUGAAUCGAAGGAGAUCGAUGACUCUACUGAGUCCACUCUGUUUGCUAACUUUAACAACCGUAUGCAGAGUGUUUGGAAGAGACCAGUCGAUAAAGCCACAUAUUACUCACUUCUGAAGAAGCUGCAGACAGUCCUGAAUGAAGCAGGAUUGGAAUCUUUGAUCAGUUUCCCUGUCGUGCAUUGCCCUCAGGCGUUUGGCGUCGCAUUGAAAGCUGCAGACAGAUUCAACAGCGUUGACAAACGGAUACCGGGAUGGAAGAUUGUCUAUUCGGGGGAUACCCGGCCAUGCCCUGAGCUCGUGGAAGCAUCUCGUGGCGCCACAGUUCUCAUACACGAGGCGACAUUUGAAGAUGGGUUGAUGGAGGAAGCCGUAGCGAGGAACCACAGCACGACGAAGGAAGCCAUCGAAGUGGGGGACUCCGCUGGAGCGUAUCGGUUAAUCCUGACGCACUUCAGCCAGAGGUACCCGAAGAUCCCGGUGUUCGAUGAUGCUCAUAUGCACAAGACGUGCAUUGCUUUUGACUUGAUGAGUGUUAACUUGGCUGAUCUCCCUGUCCUUCCCAAUGUCCUUCCUUACCUGAAGUCGUUGUUCAAAGAUGAGAUGGCUGUUGAUGAACUGGACGAAGAGGGUCCAGACCAAGCUGCUGUAACGAGCGUUGUUGCUUGACAAUGUUAAUGAAGAUUGUUCCGUCUUUCAUUGGUUAGAUGCCACAUAAAAGGCGUUAAGUUGAUUUGAUUUUGACUCAUUUACUCUUUAACAAAUGAGUUCAAAAUAUGAUAUUAUGUUUAAUAUAAGGGACCAAUUUGAUUUACCUAAAUUGCAAGAUUGAUCACUG